Molecule: messenger RNA, 1761 nt
Organism: Cephus cinctus (wheat stem sawfly)
Lineage: Eukaryota; Metazoa; Arthropoda; Insecta; Hymenoptera; Cephidae
Product: tektin-3
Exons: 7
Coding region: 80-1576 (498 amino acids)
Biological process (GO): cilium assembly; cilium movement involved in cell motility
Cellular component (GO): nucleus; microtubule cytoskeleton
Source: RefSeq, a predicted model, not a curated record
UUACACUACUAUUCUUAAACUUUUAUCUUAAAAUUAUUUUUCCGUUAUAUUAACAAUCUUAAAAACAGAUUUAAUUAAUAUGGCUCCUAACAAACCUGUCCUUAUGGCUGAUCAUUAUAAAACGUCAUAUGCCCGUAAUUUUGAUCAACAAAAUUUGAUAGAUCAGACUCUGAUGUGUAUUGAUCAAACUAAAGAAUUGAAGCCAAUAAAUUCGGACAUGAAGACGACAUAUAGUAAAUCCUAUGAUACCAAAUAUUUGGAUCCUUCAGCUUCUGAUUAUUAUCGACAAUAUUCCGCAAUGAAUCGGACAACUCUUGAAAGUAUGCAUGAAAAAUAUGGCUUUCAAAGAAAUCCAAGUCACGCGGCAAGGACUGCUCUCUACACAAGAUAUACACCGUAUGAGUGGGUGCAAAAUCAAAUAAGGUUUUAUAAUGAAGCUGAUUCAAAUCGACAUUUCUCUGAAUCAUUACGGAAGGAUACUGUUCGUUUGAUGCGGGAAGCUGAUGAGAGGGUGCAGGAUGGACAGAAGGAAACAGGUCGAAAGCUCGGUGAAAGAAUCACUGACAUAUCAUUCUGGCGCAAUGAAGUAGCUUCUGAAUUGGAAAGAAUAAUUAUUGAGAAUGAGAAAAUGCAAGAAUGUAGAAAGACACUUAAUAAAGCUAUACAGGAUCUUGAAGGUCCAUUGCACAUAGCUCAAGAGUGUCUAUAUAAUCGCGAGUCACGGAAAGGUACCGAACUUGUGCAUGAUCAAACGGAGCAAGCACUGCUUAAAGAAAUUGAGACGGUACUAAAUUGUCAAAAAAAAUUGGAACAAUUUACCAACAAGUGCAUAAAGCAGCUCCAAAGAGGCAGAGCAGUUCAAAACGAAUUAGAUAUGGAUAUUAAGAAUAAAGAAGGUGCUUUGGGGAUUGAUACCAUGUGUCAUCAGUUAAAUAACUUCAGUAGAGGUCUACAGUAUUAUAGCGGGAUCGAGAAAUAUGAUCCCAGUAUCACGGAAGCCGAGUCCUGGGCAGAGGCUUCGAAUAGCACUGUGAAAAAAUCUCAAAAUGAAAGAGCAACGUCGUGCCAGCUACGUAGCGACAUUGAAACCAUGAUAAAUGCCGUGGCACAAGAGAUGUGGAAUGCUUGGAGCAAUACGAAUAAUGCUUUGGCACGAAGAUCUGCAGAGAUGCUCGAAGCCAAGAGUAAACUCCUAAUUCAUUUAUAUAAGAUUCAGCAGGAGAUUUUCAAUAUUGAAAAGAAUUUAGAAUUAAUGCGCAAAGCUAUAGCUGAUAAAAGUGCAGCUCUGAAAGUGGCACAUACACGUUUAGAAGCAAGAACUCAUAGACCACAAUUAGAAUUGUGCAAGGACUAUGCGCAACUUAGAAUGAUAUCGGAAGUGGAAACUAUUAAUUCUAUGAUACACGACAUGCAUAUUAAGGUGCAACAAAGUGAAGCGCAGCAUCAACAACUUUUACGCACAAGAGCUAAUUUAGAAACGGAUCUCAAAGCAAAGGUCGAUGCACUUUUUGUGGAUCGUGAAAAAUGCAUGGGAAUGCGAAGAAGUUAUCCUAUUACAGCUACUGUUGUAUAUUGACAGGUUAUCGAUAUUCUUCCUAAUAAACACAUGAGAAUAGAUCAAUGAUCGAUCCUUCCUGGUUCAAUUCCUUAAUCGAUAGACCAAGUAAUGGUUGAGCAAUGAACAACUCUUGUGUUUGUUGGGUUUGUCUUAUAACGUUGUGAUUUACAUGUAUUUUGUAUAAUAUAUUUAUUUUUAUAUCA